AUGGCGCCCGCCGCUCGCCGUGUGCCUCCUGCUGCAGCCGCUGUGCUCGUCCUAGCGCUGGCCGCUGCCGGCGUCGCCGGGCACGCCACCGAGAAGACGAAGCGGCAGAUCUUCCGGGAGCAGGUGCUGCCCCACACCGGCGGCAAGAUUCCGUCGGGGGCGUUCCGGGCUGACCGGCUGGUGCUCAACAGGCUCAACAAGGAGGGCAUAGCCGUGCCAGACGGCAUCUUGCUGGACGCCCGCAAGCGCCAUAAGGACCCCUCGCAGCGCGGAGGGUCCGACCUGGAGGCCGCUGUCGUGAAGGUGACGCUUACGGACGACGGACGAUACACGGCGCCGGAGGGCCGGCUGCAUGCCACGCACCCGGAGACUGUCGACUCGACGUACAUCAUCCGGCCGCCGUUCAAGGGCUUCGGCCGCCAGCACGGGCUGUGGCCGCCGAGGCCGCGACCUGCGCACAGCUUCGCCGUCCCAGCCAGCCGCCCCCUGCAGCAGCAGCCGCCGCCGCCUCAAACGCUCUACGGCCGACCGGCUGCGGCGUGGGCCCCACGCGCCUUCCCGCGGCUGUCGGACUCCGAGGCGGACGCCAGCUUCAGCUGCGCCGGCCGCUCGCCAGACCGCCUCUACGCAGACCUGCGGUCCCGCUGCCAGGGUUUUCACGUGUGCCAGAGGGACGGACGGCGUGAUUCGUUCCUGUGUCCUCACGGUACGGCCUUCAACGAGCUGACGGAGCAGUGUGACUGGUGGCAUAACGUCAAGUGCUUCUGAACUUGCGGGAGCAUUCAGUUCAGCCGUUGCCUGCAGCUUAUCCAUCACUACCUCACGGUGGAACACUCAUACGACAUACAAUAGAAAUCACGUUCCACCCUUUCGCUUCUCCUCACCUCUCCAGUUCCACCAAUUUUCAUAUACUGGACGUGCCCUUAAAAUAUUUUUUUUCGACUUCAUUUCGGGGCACAGUGCAUACGUCAUGGAAUUCAUCGUCAUAUCAACAUCAGUCUUCAAGAUUAUAUAAGCCUCAUCAUUUUUCAGUAGUUCACUUUUUUUUCUAUUCGCAACAUCUUGUUCCAUAUAUUAUAAUAAUCUAUUCGUUAUCUGCUAGCACAUCAGUAUUUGUUUGCGUGCGUGGGCGCUCAUUAAUCGCUUCCAUAGUCCCAUUAAUUUCAUUAAUAAGCACCGGAAGACUGUAUGAUUAAACGUGAUAUUAAAAAAAAUGCUACAAGAAUUUAAAAUACGCUUAUCCACCUCGUAUUCCUCAGCUUCCAUUUAAUGUAGAUAAUUUCUCAUUUGAUUCAAUAACUGUAUGGAAUGCAGGCAAAUUAGACUGUUGAAAAGAAGGUAGCGAAGACUCUGUAAUAGCAGGUUGUCAGCCCACAAAUUGAACGACAUGACAAAUAUUCACCCGUUCAAAGUUUACGAAAUUAUUUAGAAUGACUAUCGUUUACAGAUAACUUUUUGUCUUUAACAAAUCGAAAAGAAGGUACGUUUGUUUAUAUUUUGACAAGAGCAGCUACCAACUCCGGUUCUUCCGUGGUUAAAAUCUCAACUUCUCAAUACGGAAUCCAAGUUUUAUGGUUUUCUUUGAAUCUAGUUCGGAAUGCUGUUCCAUACUGAUUACUAUCACUGACCAUUUUACUGACUGAUAAAGUACUGAUUUAUAUUUACUGUCUCAUGUUAUCGUUACGCCCAGUUUUAAGCUGAGUGCAACAAAAAUACGUGUAAACACAGUAGAGAAACAUUGUUUGAAAAUAGGAGCUCCCUCAGAAAUCACAUUUUUCCGAAGUAAUCACAUUUAGCUCACUGGAAGAAAACGAAGACUUAUGUUUCCAUUUAACGUUCACUCUCGGGAGCAGGGGAGAACGUUUUAUGUUCUCAAAGUGUAUCAUGAAAGUGACAAAGGCUGUCCUCGAUUACUAAUGGGACUCAGCACUCAAGACUAAAUGACUGCCAUAGAUAAAUUAAGGUUUCUCGCAAACUAAAGUAUGUACAUGUUUCCGACCAUCUGCUGCAACGAUAUCUGCGAGCUCUAAGAAACGAAUUACUGAAACUGCUAGUACCACAAAAGACCAUAAAAUACUUGUUGUACAGUGCAGGCAGCCACGUCGUUCCAGGUUAACACUUCAUGUUGUUAUAGUUGGAUCCCAGUGGAAGAAAUGGCGUAUUUAUAUCCAAUUGCCACCAAUAGGCUAUGGCCCAUUGUGCCUCUCGAAACGUCGCGUCGAGAAGAGGACCACAAACUAUUGUGCCAAUCACUUUAUAAGUUCACACAGCUAAUGAAAUAAAUUAUAAAAACAUAGAAGAGUCAAUGAGACAAAUGGGUGAUGGAGCUGUAUUCCGAAAUACAAGAUAUAUCUAAUGGACUCUAUACAAGUUAACACGGUGAUCAGAGACUGGAAUAGAAGAAACUAAUUCUACACUUCCUGGAUCACUGUUUUUAUUUGUGACUAUGUCGCAACUUGUAUUCUCAACAUGUCAUACGACAUACCUGGAAACUGCGUGCCGGAUUAGGACUUGAAACAAGAUUCCUACAUUUCGCAGGCAGUGCAAGAAACAUGAAUUCACAUGGAUCAGAACAGUGCUGAAGUUUAGAGCUGUGAUGCUUAACUUUCGUGAGUAUUAAGCAACGUGCACGAGUUGCAUUAAAAAGUUCAACACAAUUGCAAUAAUUUUAGAUAACCAUUAAUAAUAUACCCAAAUAUCAAGCAUUAAAAUGUGUUUCGUCAAUUAAUUCCGUCUGUACAAUAUUUUUUAACCUGUGCAAUUAUUAGGGGUACUCAAAAAAAUUGCUUUUAAAACAAGUAUAUGAAGUCACUAACAAUUUCCGGUAGAUUUAUAAAAGAAAAAAUUUGCAUUGAUUAACAGGUUGAAUGAUAGUGAAAUUUAUUAAUUUUAACUUUUAGAGCUGAUUUAUCUUCUUCUGAAUUCAGACCUGGAACAUAAGUUGGGCAAGUCCUCACUAAAAUGUCUCAGGGUUACAUCUACAUCUACAUCUAUACUCCGCGAGCCACCUUACGGUGUGUGGCGGAGGGUACUUAUUGUACCACUAAUUGGCUAGUAAGUAACAAUUUGCAUUUGCAUAUAAAUCAAAGACACAAUUAGGAUUGCCAAAUAAUUCUUUAUUAUUUAUUCUCAAACCCUUACACAGCUCUGAAACCGGCUGCUGCACAAGAAUCCUUUAUAAGAUAGUAGGGGGCGCGAGGUUUCACGUUUAGGAUGAAAAGAUGAUUAGAUGUUAACAGGUAUUUAGUUUGCAUCAAUAAUUUUUCUGAAAGUUCUCCAAUUAUUACGCAAAACUGUAAAUACUAACUCGUCUAUGCGAAUGGUUCAGACGAUACUGUUACACGUUCCUCGCUUGCGUCGGAAUUUUUCCACUGUCUGCGCACUCUGUGUGAAACUGAAUGUCUCGACACUCAGAAUAAUAUGAGUCUUUCUUUACACUUCGGUACCUGGGAGUGGCUUUACCGUACGAUGGAGAUUUCCACCCAACGAAAAUACAAGUAUUUCCGGAGUUUUGGGACGACAGUCUUGAACCUUCACGUGUGUUUUCGGUACUUCUCUCAGAACUGUUGACUGUACUAUUUUCAAACAAUUUCGGCAGAAAUAUUUUAGCAUAUAGCUAUUAAAAUGAAUAAUAAACUAUCUGAGACUUGGAUGUUGUUCCCCAGCAUUGUUCAUCUAUUCAUUCCAUCAGUGCUUUUUGGCAACAUUACUACAAAACCUGUUCGUGAACACUGAAUUUGGCAACCUAACAGAAUGGCACUCCACAGGACAAACCGCUCGUGUGCGCUGUGCCUUAAUCAGCAUCAUGAUACUUAUAUUCAUCUUGUGGAAAGGUAGCAUACUAUGUACGAUCAGCUAUACGAAUGUAUACAAUAAC
This is a messenger RNA of Schistocerca serialis cubense, 3877 nucleotides long. RefSeq lists its product as uncharacterized. The transcript is spliced from 5 exons. The record is from RefSeq and is a predicted model, not a curated record. NCBI's taxonomy places the organism in Eukaryota, Metazoa, Arthropoda, Insecta, Orthoptera, Acrididae. Gene Ontology annotation, cellular component: extracellular region. Bases 1 to 768 code for a protein of 255 amino acids. Gene Ontology annotation, molecular function: chitin binding.